Molecule: messenger RNA, 1669 nt
Organism: Zingiber officinale
Lineage: Eukaryota; Viridiplantae; Streptophyta; Magnoliopsida; Zingiberales; Zingiberaceae
Product: dnaJ homolog subfamily B member 4-like
Exons: 3
Coding region: 378-1418 (346 amino acids)
Cellular component (GO): cytosol
Molecular function (GO): protein-folding chaperone binding
Source: RefSeq, a predicted model, not a curated record
AGAAGGUUGUGGGUUAGUAAUCUCGAGCCCAAAUCUAAUUGUGGGCUCUUCGUGAAUGUUUCUCGAAUCUUCGACGGGCUUCGCGAGAAUUGGACCUCAUUUGCAAUCUUGGCAUGGCGUUGCUGGCUAGAUUCAACGUCUUCCUCCCGCAGAAUUAACGAGAGGAGGAGGAGCUGAAAUUGAUCCCACUUCCUGUUGCGAUUUGCGAAAGAGGGAACGAUACGGUGGAAGAAUCGAGGGGAACGAAGCGGAGGGGCAGCGACACUCCUCGUCGCCAGGACAAGAGAGGAAGGUACAGCAGCAGCAGCAGAAGCAAUUGUGGUUUCAGUGAUUAUACAGGCCAGAGCGGUAGGAGAGCAGAGGCGGCGGCCGGAGAGAUGGGAGUGGAUUACUACAAGAUCCUCGGGGUGGACAAGGGCGCUAAGGAGGACGAUCUCAAGAAAGCCUAUCGCAAGCUCGCCAUGAAGUGGCACCCCGACAAGAACCCUAAUAACAAGAAGGAAGCGGAAGCAAAGUUCAAACAGAUCUCGGAAGCUUAUGAGGUCCUGAGCGAUCCGCAAAAGCGCGCUGUCUACGACCAGUACGGCGAGGAGGGACUCAAGGGUCAGGUCCCGCCGCCUGGCGCCGGUGGGCCAGGAGGUGCCACCUUUUUCUCCAGCGGUGGAGAUGGACCGACCUCGUUUAGGUUCAACCCCAGGAACGCCGAUGAUAUUUUCGCGGAAUUCUUUGGGUUUUCCAGCCCGUUUGGAGGUGUGAGCAGCGGCGCUGGUAGCGCCAGGGCUGGAUCCAGAUUUCCCGGGCGAAUGGGGAUGCUCAACGAGGACUUCUUCGGAUCUUCCUUUGGUGGGGCCGGAGAGGGUGCAUCGCAACCGCGGAAGGCAGCCCCCAUUGAGAAGAGGCUUCCGUGCAGCCUGGAGGAGUUGUACAAAGGAACCACCAAAAAGAUGAAAAUUUCGAGAGAAAUUCUGGAUGCAAGUGGGAAAUCAAUGACUGCGGAAGAAAUUCUAACAAUUGACGUUAAACCAGGCUGGAAAAAGGGCACAAAAAUAACAUUCCCAGCAAAAGGAAAUGAAUCACCAAAUGUACUUCCUGCAGAUAUCACCUUCAUUAUCGAUGAGAAGCCUCAUCCUCUUUUCAGCAGGGAAGGCAAUGAUCUGAUUGCAACACAAACGAUCUCUUUGGCAGAAGCCCUGACCGGUUACACGGUUCAAUUGGCUACACUUGAUGGUCGAAGCCUUGCUAUUCCCAUAAACAAGGUCAUUCAUCCUGGCUAUGAGGAGGUGGUGCCUGAAGAAGGAAUGCCAGUACCCAAAGAUCCAUCCAAGAAAGGAAAUCUUCACAUCAAAUUUGAUAUCAAGUUCCCGACAAGGCUUACAGCAGACCAGAAGGUUGGGAUCAAGAAGCUAUUAGCUCCAUGAUAAAAAACUGAGGGUUCAAGGAUGAUGCAGCUUCAAGCAUGGCGCCAUGAAUAUUAAGCUGGGAAAAGCUCAAACGUGUUAUAGGUUUUUUGCUCCAUACGGUAAUACAUAAAGAAACCUUCUUUUGUUAUGAUCGUUUAUAUCAUCAAGUCUUGUAAGGAUUUAGAUAAUGCAUUUGCCAUGCGAUUUGCCAGGCCAAUGAGGCCAUAGAAUAAAGCUACAGGAAAAAAAAUCUUUGCAGAGUUUUGUAA